Messenger RNA from Enterobius vermicularis (human pinworm), 1200 nucleotides. The record is from the annotation of a GenBank genome assembly. NCBI's taxonomy places the organism in Eukaryota, Metazoa, Nematoda, Chromadorea, Rhabditida, Oxyuridae.
AUGAAAUGUCGCGUUUGUGGUGAUGCCCGUGCCGGACGACACUACGGAACAGUUGCCUGUAACGGUUGUAAAGGAUUCUUUCGUCGAAGCAUAUGGGAACAAAGAGAAUAUAACUGCCGUUUCGGUGGAAAAUGUCGUGUCGUUCAAGAGUAUCGCAAUCGGUGUCGUGCAUGUCGUUUAAAAAAAUGUUUUGACGCUGGUAUGGAUGCAAGAGCUGUUCAAAGCGAACGAGAUAAACAUAAGAAGAAACGUCUACGAGAUUCGCCACCGAUUGGAGAGUUAAGUCCAACCUUAAGUAGCUCAGGAAAUGACGUUGGUUUUUUAAUAAAACUCUUUUCUGAAAAGCUGAGAAUGGAAUUUCAGGAACGAAUAUGUGAUAAUAUGCGAGAUCCGGAUUUGAAUGAAGAAAAUGUUUCAGAAAAAUUUGAGUCGCUAUGUAGGGUUGAUGUAACAAUCGAAAAUGCUUUACGACAACCAGGACUUGUUGCAAAAAGAACUCCGCCUCGAUGGACAGCUGAACGUUUGACAACAACAGACGAUGUGCAUAUUGGCUGGUGUAGAUCCUUUGUGCUUUGCGUUGACUGGGCAAUGAUACUGGACGAUUACCAGUCGUUGUCAGUUGUCGAUCAGUACACAUUGUUGCGCAACCGUAUUGUAUCGGUAAACUGGUUAUGCCAUUCUUAUAAAACGUUUAAAGCUGGUUGUGAUGGUGUAGCACUUGUCAAUGGUGCAUACUAUCCUCGUAAUAAAGCCUUACAAAAGGAUAUAUGCAUUCAAUACUUUCGUUCAUUGAGCGAUCAUUUAAUGGAGGAUGUGGUAUUUCCAAUGAGGGAACUUAAAAUGGAUGAAGGAGAAUUUUGUUUAUUAAAAGCACUUAUUUUAUUUACAGUUGAUCAUCGUUUAAGUGAUGCUGGUAAACGUCAUGUACAAAAUGUACGAGAAAAAUACAUCGAAGGUUUAUAUGAACAUGUUUUGACGCAACAUGCCGAAUUUAGCCAAUAUCAAGUUAUGAAUCGUGUAACAAAACUUCUUUUGCUUCUUCCAAGCAUAAUGCACCUUUCUCAACAGGAAGACGAUACAGUACAGUUUUUGGGCUUAUUUAACAUCGCCAAUAUGAGUGGUUUGCCAUUUGAAGUUCAUUCCUCAAUUAAAAAGCGACUUUUGGCCGAAAUGGAUAGCAAUGGUAGUGAAGGAACUUAA